Neurospora tetrasperma FGSC 2508 is the source of this 7899-nucleotide messenger RNA. RefSeq lists its product as uncharacterized. Bases 1 to 7899 code for a protein of 2632 amino acids. The record is from RefSeq and is a predicted model, not a curated record. Lineage: Eukaryota; Fungi; Ascomycota; Sordariomycetes; Sordariales; Sordariaceae. Gene Ontology annotation, cellular component: microtubule organizing center. The transcript is spliced from 7 exons.
AUGGAGGAAGAAGUCCCGGAGCGCGGAGGCCGUCGGUCGCGGCCAUCCACAGCGACAAAUCCCGAUAGCAAUGCCGACCUUCAACCUUCGACGCGAACGAAUGGCGGCAGCAACAACAACAAGAACAACAACAACAACAACAACACCAACAACCGCCCCUAUCCCUCGCCCGCAACCUCAACUACAAGUCCGGGUACAUCGCUAAGACCCGAUGACAUACGGCCCCUGCACGCCGCCAACUCUGCUUCCUCCCUUUUAGCAGUUCCCGAAACCAGCUAUUUGGAAGGGCCGAGCAUUGAGUUGAGGCAGUCUGAUUCGCAAGCCGAAAUUGCCGUCCAUCAACACCUAAACGAGAUCGAAUCCAGCUUUUCCGCCCCUAUUUCACCCUUUCCGACUUCAGACAGAGGCAUCGACGUUACCUAUGACCUCUUCGACUCCGCGUCCAGAGAAGCUGCACCUGCCGGGCCGACAGCGACCGCUGCACCUGCGACGCCUCCUCCACCCCCACCAGCGCAUGCCGACGCACGAUUACAAACAGAGAGAGACACCCAAGAAUCAAGGCCCGAGUCCGAAAAUGACUCGGACGACGACACACAACAUCUCCCCCAAAGCCGCUCCAAAAUGCGUGUAGCCACAGUCGAGGAUGCCGACAAGACCACCAUACAGAGGUCCCACAACGAAGAGGAAGACGGCGGAAGUGGGGAGGAGAGCCAGAGCAGAGAGGACGAGCUGAACAAAGCCCACGAGCAGCAAGCCGCGGACACAUCAAUGACAAGUAACACAACUUCGUCUCUAGAAGCCUUCUCUCCAUCUCCCCCAACUGCUGCGGCUGCCGCGACGACAACAUCUCGCGUCGUCUCGCAACCGAGCCUGGGCCGACAAGUUGAUGACUAUGACGGGAAUGGGUUGUCCCACGAGCAAGAGCACCAGGACGACUCUGACGAGUCUGACUAUUGGCACGAAACUCCCACCAAACCACGGUCGACCCCCGGAAACAAUUCGAAGCUGCAGCAUGCACCCUCCACCCAAAGCGCCAGGAAAUUCCUUGCGAGAGAGAACCUGACCCCGGAAAAGACUCCUGAGCCGGCUCCCAAGCAGCCGGAGAGUAGAAAGCAGGGCCAAGAGCAACGACCGAAGGACCACCAGCAGCCUCUGAAAGCAGAGAGAAGCGAGCUUCCCCAGCGCCCCAAGUACCUUAAGAGAGGUCAGGCUGGACAGCGUGGUUCCGUGUCAUCCUAUGCUAGUGAUCCAGACCCCGACAGCGAUCAUACGAUUGGUUUGGAAACAGACUACGCGCUGCAUUCCGGAGGUGCGUCUUCCUCGACAGAAAGACCGCGAGACACGAACGGCCUCACGCGGACUACCAGUCUGGGCAGUUUCGCUAGUGGCUAUGAAGACCCAGAUCCCUCGGGACCCAUUUCUGGACUCACUCCUCUCGACGAAGCUUACAAUGCCAUCUCUCCCGAACCGGCGGUCAUGCGCCAGCUUCGGGAUCAAGAAGAUGACGGGGUGCGAACACCCAAACCCCGCAAGACGCCCCCUCCACUAGCCGCCCCAUCUGACACGGUUCUCGCCCGGCAUGUUAGAGAUGUGCAGGUGCCUGAGUCUCUGGCGAAAGAGUACAGGGCGAAGACAGGUCUGACGACGCCAUCAAAAUCCCUCAACCUCGCCGAUCUUAAGAGUCCCGACAAGCUGGGCGCUUCGGUGGUUCCGACUCGCGCUAGCGGAAGGAGCUUGACUCUAAAAGAGCAAAGUAGCACCAUUGAGCGAUUGAGCAAAGAGAACUUUGACUUGAAACUCAAGGUCAUGUUUUUGAGUGAUCGCCUGGACAAGCUCUCUGAAGAGGGUAUUAAGGAAAUGAUCUCGGAGAACGUGGAGCUCAAAACUGGGCUAGCCGUGUUGCAAAGGGACAACAAGAUGCUACGUAAAAGGGUCAAGGAGUUGGAGAAGCAAGUCAAGGAUGAGGAUGAGCGGCCAGGUACUGCCCGCAGCGAUCAGUCAGAUGAGGAGAAUGCUGCCUUUAAUCAAGAGGUACAAGAAGAGUUGAUGUACCUCAGGGAUCAGCUGGAAGAGCACAUGGUCGAGAUUGAGAGGCUCCGGAAUGAAAAUCUUCACAAAGAGGCGGAAAAGAGGCGAAUGGCGGAAAUGGUUCGCACCCUCAGCGAAAAGACGGGCGAAAGGUUCGGCGGAGACUUGGAUCGGCAAGAAGAGGCCGACGUUUACAAGGAUCUGCUCGAGCAAGAGACGGCGAGGAGGGAGCAGAGUGACGAGGACAACCGAAAGCUGCGUGAAGAAAUCUUUCGCCUCAAGCAGGAGCUGGCGAUGCAGCCGAACGGCAACGGGCCAUACCAACAACAACAGCAAGGUUCCAACAUGUCAUACCUCAGCCGAAGGUCCCGCGAGCAGGGGAGCGCUUCCAGUCGGCCUACCACUUCAUUUUCAGCUGAUCAGGACGUUGCCAGCUCGGCUACCACUCUGAUUGAAGAACUCCGUCGAGAAAGCGAACAGUUGCGCCACGAAAAUGCCGAACUUCGUCGUGAAGUAGGCGCACAGACGUCGAUGUUGACUUCUCGAAACCGUGAGAAGGAACGUCUGUACCAAGAAAUCGAGGAUUUGAAAAUGGCACAGCGUCGCGGUGGCCCUGCUCCGUCUACCAUUGACAGUCUCUUGGAGAGGUCAGCAUCCCGUGCCGGUGCCCAUGAGAGGUCACACUCGAGAGCUAGUGGCAGAACGGGCAUGACGGGACUAGACGACGCCGACCGCGAAGAGCUCGAGAACAAGAUAUCUCAGAUGAGGGAUAAGAACAACGAACUUCGUCUUCAAAACCAAGAUCUGGAGCGCGAGCUGGCGGCCUGUAUGGAGGACUUUGAGAUGCUCUGCGAAGCGAAGAAGCAGGCCGAAGAGCUUUCCCAUUCCCUGCAAGAUGACCUGGAGGCAGCAAUGCAGGAUCUUGUCGCUCUGCAGGCCGAGCGUGACGAGGCACUUCAAGAACACGCGAACCUCGAACAAGAGUUCGAAGCUUUGCGCAAAGAAGCCCAAGAGGAGAUCGAUGCGCUGGAAGGUGAAUCAGAUCUCCGUAGUGCUGAGAUUGAGCGCCUCCAACUUGAUCUGAAUGAUCGUAACGAGAAUUUCGAAGCGUUGCAGGAGGAGAUGCGCAAGAUGAGCGAUGCCCUUGUUCGCCUGGAGGAUGAGCAGGAAGCCAAGCACAAACGGAUACAAACACUUGAACAAGAGCUGAAUGAUGCCAACAGAGAACUGGAGGAGCUCGAAUUCAAGCUUCUUGAGGCAAACGACAAGGCCAACCGUCUGUCAGUCCAGCAAGAGUCAAGCCAAGGGGAGAUUGCCUUCUUGCGGGAAGAACAGGAGAACGACAAGAUCCGGAUUGGUGAUCUGGAAGCGGCACUGGCGAAUUCCGAGCAAGGUGUGCGUGAUGAAAAAGACCGAGUCAGAGAGCUGGAGAACCGGCUGGCCCAGGAGAGGAGGCAACGAGAGAUUGUUGCAAACAGGGAGAAGGAGGAGGUACAGCAGUUCAUCAACGAGCUCAACAAGGAAGCAACAGCAGCCAAGGAUGAAGCCCGACGACUGCGCAAGAGCCUGACAAGCAGGGAGGUCGAGGCUACAGAGUGGAAGGAGAGGCUCUUGGAGCUGGAGAACAACCUUCGCGAGGCUCUAGGUGACCUGAAUGGGACCAGGUCUAGCCUUCUCAAGUCUAUUGCCAAGCUCCAAAUGGACCUCGAAAAAGCUGUCCGCGACCUUGACACCACCAAGGCGUCACUGGCUGAAAAGGACCGCAUCAUCAAGCAGCGUGACGCUCUUCUUGAAUCCCAUGCUCUCGAGUCCCGCAAGGUUGGUGAGAUGCUCGAUAAGGAGCGUCAAGCUCAUCGGAACACCAAAAACCAGUUUGAGACGUUCCAGAAGACGCACCAGCAUGUUACGCGCACACUCUCUCAAUCGGAGGCGCGCAUUGCCGAGUUGGAAGCUGGCAAAGCCCAAGACAAGAAACGCAUCGCUCAGCUCGAGGCCACCUACAAAGAGCAGCUUACCGAACGCAACACGCUGCUCCUCAACCUCUGGACCAGGCUAUCUAGUCUCUGUGGCAGCGAUUGGGCUCACAACAACAGUCUCAUCAAUGGCCGCGCUCUACCUAGCCUGGAGUCGGUCGCCACCAUGUUCCCUGGCUUCAGCAAGAACCUCUUGGCUGCGGUCAAGACUCUGGAAACCAUGGUCAGUAGCUUCCAGACCAAGGUGAAAUCGGUAGAACGUGACCUGUGGAGAGAAUAUCAGGCACUGGAAAGCCACCUGGAGAUGCGAGCCAAGAAGAUGGAUCGUCUGGAGCACAUUGUGCGCAACAGCAUCGCAGCCGGCACCACAGGCAACGGCGUCUUAACCGCUGCUGAAGCGCAGGGCAGGCUGGCCCGGCUGGAAGAAGCCUACAGGCAGCUCAAGGUGGAAAACCACACUCUUCGAACAGCAGCCGAAGUUCGUGCUAGAGCCGCGUAUGCUGCUGCCCAUCCUUCUCGGGGAGGAGGAGACCGUCACCAACAAAGCCCCAGUCCCCUGCCGUCUGCAGGGCCAAGGGACAGGGAAGGCAUGCCCAGUGACAGAAUGUCUAUUUACAGCCAAGUCGACGCCAGAAAAGGCGGCAGUAGCAGGCCGAGUUCUAUCGCCAUACCCCAGCGAUCAGCGAGUAGUAGUCGCAGGUCCAUGAUCAAUGACAUGGACGGCCACAACGACGAUGUUUUACUACCGGGAUCGUCUCAACCGCCCCUGUCUCGAGUACAGAGUACCCAAUCGCAGCAGAGUCACCAGCACCAGUACCAGCACCCCCAAGUGCAAUCCCAAGCCUCCUACACUGGCCCCGGUGGUGGAGGUGGGGGGAUUCAAACGUCAAGCGAAAGGGGAGUCGCCCCUUUUUCCGGUCCGGGGUCAACAAGUAGUACCAACAACCCUGCUACGCCUGGUAUGUUCUCCCAAAGCGGAGGCGCAGGUGGAGGAGGGGGGUCAACGACGAGCACCGACAACAAGUGGAUGCUCCGCCUAAGAGACCUGGAGUACAAGCUGAAGGCGGAGAGGGAAGGGAGAAUCUUGGACCGUAACGAGGCGCUCAAGAGGAUCAGUACGAGCGAGUCGGAGAAUCUGGCGCUGAGAGAGAAUCUGGAGAGGGAGAAGAGGAGGAAGCAUGUUGCUGGUUACGCUGGCUCUGAACCUGUUGUGUUUGUUCAUCAGUUUGCGGACAGGGAAGCAAACAUCGAUACCUCCGUUCUCAGACAGACAGGAGCACGGCAGCGCCAUCUCAACGUCUCAUCCUCCCCGUCUCUCCUCUUACUUCUUCUCGUUCUUAUAUCAUCGGCAAACCCGUUCCGUUCCGGACAACCCCGACCCCCCGCCGUCCUCUCCCGUCCACGACCGAUGCUCUCCAGGGUGCGCAACAAUGCUGUGCGCCGCAACCUCGGCCUGGGCCAAGCGCCAUGUAUAUCGUCCAUAAUUACAACCGUCACAUGCCCGAGUACCGCUAGCCUAUCGGCCAAUUCCCGCGUACAACAAUGGCACGCGCAAAGGACAUACCGGUCCACACAAGCUCUCAAAGCUAAGAAGCCUUCUGCCGGCCAGAUGAUGCGGGAAGCCAUGGGAAUCCUCCAGUCAGUCGGAGCUGCAGACCAAACACCAGAAGCAAAACCCAAGAGGACGAGGACGCGCAAAGCAAAGACGGCUGAGGAGCACGUUGUAAAUCAAGACGAAACCGCAGAACCGAAACCAACGCGGCGCAAGAAGGCUGCUGACAGUGCCGAGGAUGGAGAAGAAGCAAAAGUUGAAAACAAAGAGCCCAAGAAAAAGAGGGCAGGGCGGCCACGUAUACACAUUCCCGAACCCGAUAGUGCCGAGGCCUUGAAGCUGGCAGCGAAGCAGGCAAAACGAGAAGCUGCAGCAGCAGCGAAGAAAAGGCCCUCAUUAAAACCCGCCAAAAUAACGAGGAGCGAUGAGCAAAGCAUGCUGCGACCUUGUGUUGACCCCAUGCAAGAGCGACUAUACGACACCGAGCUUUGGAGCUGGCUCGAUUAUGGGCGCACGUCCAAGAAGGGACUGGCACCCGCACCCAUUAGGAAAUACGAUCGAACCCGAGUCCACGUCACUAGCGAGAAGAUGGUUGACGAUGUCCUCGAUUUCAUGAAGCCCACCUUGACGCGCCACCAGGGCUGCGACAUCAUCGAUCUGAACCCCGGAGCUGGCGUCUGGAGCACCAAGCUGAACGACCUGCUCAAGCCUCGCACCCACCUGCUGCUCGAACCAGACGCGGGCUUCUACGAACCCAUGCUUGAACCGUUGCUUGCCCGAGACGGUAGCAAACUAAUAGCCAAGGACGGCCUCGUCUGGGCGGAGCUAUUGUCGGUACUCACGCCCGAGUACCUACCGCACCAGAAAGAGCACCAGUACUCGGCCGACGACGUACCCGAACGGAACGACACCCUCCUGGUCACCGCCAACCUUGGCUCCUACCCCAAGAGAAGAUACUCGAGCUUCGCGAGCGCCACGGCCAUGAUCCUAUACCAGUUCAACCACGCCAUCCGCAGCGGUGCCCUCUUCCAGAAAUACGGUCUGGUACGCAUGCUGCUCUGGCUCGACGACGAGGACAAGGCCGCCAUUCUCCCGCGCAUGGCUCAGCGUCGCCGCCGUGUGGCCGUCGACGCCGAACUCAAUUGUGAAUCCAUCACGCACGUGGCGGGCCCCGAUUACUCCGACAUCGAUCCAUCGAAGCGUCUCUGGUUUAGUCGUGACAUCAACAUCGACCGCAGCAGCGCCCUGGCAGCCUUGCAGCGUAUGCGCGAAGCCGGGAUCCAGACCCCCACCGGGCGCGAGACCAAGCUCCUCCGCGAGGUCUCGCAAAAUCCCGACAGCGUAGUCGCCGCCGGCGAGACGCCCAUCACGUACGACUUCCGUCACCAGGCCGAAUAUGAAGAGCUCUUGAAAGACUUUGAAAAGGGCAAGAUCGCCCUCGCCUCGGAAGAAUACAAGGCCAUGAUCCGCAUGCGCAUCCAAAUCGACUCGGCAAAUAAGCGCUUCAGCAAUGUCCACAGCAACAUGGUGAAUUUCCACCGGCUCGUGGACGAAUGGCGACUUGCCAAGGCGGCCAAUGACGACAAGGAAAUCGCAUCCAUCAUGGAACGGUACAAGGAAUGGGAAAAGUCCUUCAUUGCCCUGGGCUCGACCGCCUGCGGCGACUGGUUCGUCCAGCGCGACAACCUACACCUGUGGAAGCAGAAGAGCAUGCACUGGGACCGCAGGGCCAUCGAGCCGCUCGUGAUUCAGAGUGACGAGUUUUUCCCGCAUGUGCCGCUUUCCUUGCUCGAUAUCCAGCCCAAGGCCGCGCACAAGGUGUUGCGGUCCAUGGGCCCCAACUCGGAUCGGAGUGGUGACAUGGCGGAAGUGCUGAUGCGCAGCAUCAUGGCGUAUACCAACUCGUCCAUGAGCAAGGUGCUGGAUCGUUUGGCGCCCGGAGCGAGCGAGUUUGUGUAUCCCAUGUGUAAGAGCCUGGUGGAUCCGGAUCAGGGCGGUGUGCCCUUUCCCGGAGCCGCCGAGAUCACGGUGCGGGGGAUGAGCGCGUGGCAGUUUGAGGAUGUGUUGGAGCAGUGGAUGAAGUGGUCCUUCAGACCACCGUUGCAGGAUUUGAUCAGUCAGUUGUCGGAUGAGUAUGUGGAAGCCGAAGGGGAGGAAGGGAAGUUUGGGGGCGUAGACACUAAGGCGGCAGGCGAUUACAUAAAGAUCAUGUUGCUGGGCUUAAUCACGAACUGGUCCAGUCUUGAACUGAUAGACCGCAACCCAGAAGCCAUGACUUGUAUGAGCAGGCGCAACGGACAAGGGGAGGAGCUUCCCACGAUCAAGCGGUCUCAUAUGAGCUUUUGA